GUUUCUCUCUCAUCGAUGUUUCUAGCUCUCUGUCCCUCUCCCUUCCUCUCUGUAAAAAAUCAAUAAAAUAUAUUAAAAAAAAAAAAUAAGACAUAAACAAUUAGCCCAGGCCCGUAGGAUCAUCAGUACCACUGCCUUCUACCUCCAUAUCUUGUUCCACUGGAAGGUCUACAGGGGCAAUAACAUACAUGGAGCUCUCAUCUAUGACAACAGUGCCUCCUGAAAACUUCCUGGAGGACCUGCCUUAAAGCUGUUCCUGAAGCUGUUACUCUUCAAAAAUUUGUCCAUUGUGGUUUGCUGGGCUUGUUUUUCGAUUACUGGUUGACUGCAGGUAACUGAAACCAUGGAAAGGGACACUGCAGAUAAGGGGGACUACAGUAAAACAGUCCUCAUGGAAACAAAGUAAAAUCAGAAGUUGGAUUCAAGCUGGAAGCAAAAUGGGUGGAACUGGUCAAUCCACUAGCCAAUACCACCAAGCACGAUAGUCUGACGCACUGCUGUGCUAGGAAACCACACCGUCAUGAAGACAUCCUGGAGUCUUCCAAUGAGGACAGGGACAGUGCACCAACAAGGAACAACAUUUCACGGACAAGCUAUAUUGACAUUCAAGAGCAAGGCUCCUGGCUCUGAGUUCAAGAUGGCAGAGUAGGAAGAUCCUCUCAUUGACACCAAAACUACAACUAUAUAUAGAACAGCUCUCUGAGAAUGACCUGAAGACUAGCAGAGCAGAUUUUCUACAGCUAUGGAUAUAAAGGAAAAAGCCACAUUGAAACAGUGUUAGGAAGGAUUUUUGCUAUUUGAAGGAGUGGAUUAUGAGGGCGGUGACAACAACAAAGACAGUGAUAACAACUCAGGGGGUUUGCAUUGGAAUCUACCUCAGGAUCCUAGAGAGGAGCUGACUCAGCAGAGUGGAAAAAGCAGACAUCGCAUGGCUCCGACACACAGAGUGUGCUGUCUUCCUCCUGCUGGGAUAGCGACAAUCGUAUCUGCGGCAGCAGCAGGGUCAAGUUUAGCUCUAGCUGUACUCCGUGUACCUGGACGGGCUCCUGUUCUGCAGGGUGCGCUACAGCCAGCUGCAUCGCUGGAACGAACAGCUGAGACGGGUCUUUGGAAAUUGCCUGCCUCCCUUCCCACCAAAGUACUAUCUCGCGAUGACCACAUCUAUGGCUAAUGAGAGGAGGGACCAGUUGGAACAUUAUUUGCAAAAUGUAACCGUGGACCCAAACAUGUUGAGAAGUGAUGUCUUCGUUGAAUUUUUAAAGCGGGUGCAGCUGGUAAGCUUGCUCUUCUUUGCUAAGGUCCUUGUUUCGCUGCAGAACAGGUCUCUACGUGAACCACGCGCGUGUUUUCGGCCCCACAGAGCCUGGACUCAGGACACGUUCAGCAUCACCACCAAGAAAGCCGCCCUGGAUGUACUGCUGCCCGAUGGAAGGAGCAUGGAAGUCGAAAUCCUCACAUCAGACACGGCCGAAAGGGUCCUGGAGGUGGUGUCACACAAAAUCGGACUGUGUCGGGAGCUCUUGGGCUACUUCGGCCUCUUUCUCAUUCGGUUUUGCAAGGAGGGCAAGCUCUCUGUCAUGAAAAAAUUAGCGGACUUUGAACUCCCUUAUGUGAGUCUCCGAAGUUCCGAACUGGAAAACUGCAAGGUCGGACUCCGGAAGUGGUACAUGGACCCAUCCCUCGACUCCCUGCUGAUGGACUGCAGAGCAGCUGUGAAUCUGAUCUACAUGCAGGCCAUCCAGGACAUUCAGGAAGGGUGGGCCAAACCCACACAGGCACAGAGGCAGGAACUAGAGGCUCUCCAGGAAGAAGGCAACCAAACAAAGUUUCUGGAGCUGUCCCGGGAGGUGCGGCACUAUGGCUGUGUGCAGCUGGACCCCUGUACCUGUGACUACCCGGAGCCGGGCUGCGGGGCUGUGCUUUCCGUUGGCAAUAACGAGAUCAGCUGCUGCGUCACCCUGCCUGGCAGCCAGACCCAGCAGGUCGUCUUCCCGAUGAGCAGAGUGAAGUGCUGGCAGGUCACCUUCCUGGGGACUCUGCUGGAUAUGGAUGGGCCCCAGCGAACCCUCAACCAGAACCUGGAGCUCCGAUUCCAGUACAGCGAGGAGAGUCGCUGGCAGUGGUUCGUCCUUUACACCAAACAGGCUUUUUUGCUGAGCAGCUGCUUGAAAAAAAUGAUCUCAGAAAAGAUGGCAAAGCGAGCUGCGGAGAACCCCGAAAUGCAGAUUGAAGUUCCAGAACAAGGCAAAAGUAAAAAAUACCACAUUCAACAAAGCCAGCAGAAAGACUACUCUAGUUUUCUACCAAGAACAAGCAAGAUUAAGACAGCUGAAGGUGACUGUGUUUCCAGGACCCCAGAGGAAGAAGGUCUUUGAAGAGAAAGUCUCACUUUUUAAAAUGUCCUCUAAGGCUGUGUUGACCGUGCUUAAGUGUUGAAAGUGAGCUUCCUACCAUCAAUAAAAGAAAUUUUACCCCUUCCUAUUUUUGUGACAAUAAGAUGGACCCUCUUCGUCAAGACUACUUCAGAACUUUGUUAAACUCAAGAUGAAAAAGAAAUGCGAGCCAAAGCUAUCCUGUUUGUUUUAAUGACUCAUAAAUGACAAGUGGCAAAUCCAAAUCAAUUAGUAAGAAGCUUGUUCUUUCCUCCAUUCCCCUAAAAUAGACGUUUACCUGGCUCCGUGACGUCUUUUAUAUGUUCUGACACGACACGAAUGAAAGGCUCAGCAGAAAGCGCUAUAAAUGCAUUUGGAAUGAAGUUCUGAAGAUGACUCAUCAGCUGAGGAAAAGAUGGCUCUAAGAAAUGGAAUCAUUGAAAAAAAAAUUAGGACUUUACUGGUGUGUCCACAGCACCAAAGCAAGGAGGGGAGGAAAUAUUGAUUUGUUUCCUUACGUAAUUCUGAGCCUACUACUGUGGGUGUUACUCAAAGUAAUACAGAGUUCUCUAUUUCUCUACUCUUGUCAUUGUAUUCUGCCCUUAGAAUACUAAAUUCAGUUCAGUGGUCAUCAUGCUAUUUUGAUUAUUUUUAUUUUGGAAAGCAAUGGGUAUCAGUAUCAGAUACCUUGUAAGUCUCUUAGCUUUACAAAUACGUAUACUUAGUCAUUAGAUUUUUCCUUAUCCAGUUUCAGUUUAUGAUGAUAAUUAAUGUAAUAUAUAUAGAAUUAUGACCACAAUAAGGGAGAAGGACAGAAGAAUCUAUGAAAUGUAAUUAGAUGAAGUGUAAUAUUCUGAUGUUCUUUUCUAACUAGGUUGUGUAACUAAUGAUGCAAUAAAUAUGAAAUAUAUUCCAGUGAA
Messenger RNA from Myotis lucifugus (little brown bat), 3292 nucleotides. RefSeq names its product sorting nexin 31 (gene SNX31). Gene Ontology annotation, biological process: intracellular protein transport. Gene Ontology annotation, cellular component: early endosome. NCBI's taxonomy places the organism in Eukaryota, Metazoa, Chordata, Mammalia, Chiroptera, Vespertilionidae. The transcript has 18 exons. Gene Ontology annotation, molecular function: phosphatidylinositol binding. Bases 1152 to 2375 code for a protein of 407 amino acids. The record is from RefSeq and is a predicted model, not a curated record.